AUGCCCGACGUUAUCGAGCCCCUCUCUCAGCCUCUGUUCUGGGUUCUCGCUAUCGUCCUCAUCGCAUUCUGGUUGAUGACAGUUCAAGCAGCCCCGAAUACCACUGCCAUAAUCAACCCCUCAAAGACCUGGAACGUCGUCUAUCUAAAAUGGCUUGAACCUCAUCUGACUUCCGCCCUGCGCAAAUUCGGUGUUCUCACUGUCUACCUCGGCAUAUUGGGCUUACAGCUACUGGAAGGAUGGUGGAUUCUGCAACUCGAUUUCACCCUGUUUCGGGGGUUGAGGCAAUUUUCUGGCCGGAGUAUGAAUCCUGUUGUGAUAUGUGCGGCAAUGGGUGUCUGGACCAUCUUUAUUGCAGUGAAUUUGGUAGCAGGAGCGUUGAUUCUCGUCGUUCAGUUGACCUGUAUUGGGGACAUUCUCAGUAUGCAUGUCCGACAUCGCCAGUUGGAGAAAGCGGUGCGGUGA
Molecule: messenger RNA, 465 nt
Organism: Aspergillus puulaauensis
Lineage: Eukaryota; Fungi; Ascomycota; Eurotiomycetes; Eurotiales; Aspergillaceae
Exons: 1
Coding region: 1-465 (154 amino acids)
Source: RefSeq, a predicted model, not a curated record